Molecule: messenger RNA, 498 nt
Organism: Thermochaetoides thermophila DSM 1495
Lineage: Eukaryota; Fungi; Ascomycota; Sordariomycetes; Sordariales; Chaetomiaceae
Exons: 1
Coding region: 1-498 (165 amino acids)
Source: RefSeq, a predicted model, not a curated record
AUGGCUGCCAACCUAAUCAUCGGCUUUCUCAAGCUUCUCUAUGGCAACCUCCGACUGAAGUAUGAGGUAUGGCAAACCCAAAAGGAAAUCCUUGAAGCCAUGCGUGAAGCUGACCCUUUCCUCGACGUGGAGCGCCUAACCUGCGUUUCCCUCGAGGAGCAACAGGCCCAUGUUUCCGGAGCCCGCGCCGCCUACGACCAAACUGCCUUCGAGAUUCGCGGGGUCCGCGAAGCCUGGAGCCAACUUCCGGCCGACGAACGGCGAGACAUCCCCCUCCCCGAGGCUCCUCCGUGCCCUCAUUCUACUCCUCCUCCGACCUCACCUCCGACCUCUAGUUCUCGCAACCAAAAUCCCGGCUGUCGUCCCCCGCCUCCAUCCCUCUCCGACCCUGCCGUCGGCACUGUCGCCCGCCCUCCCCGCGCACCCAGUCUUCUCGUCCCACGCCCUGCUCCCCGACGUCCCCCACGUCUGCGACCACGCCGGCCCGCUAAUACCUGA